This is a messenger RNA of Labrus bergylta (ballan wrasse), 2169 nucleotides long. It is a transcript of the gene hs3st1l2, whose product is annotated as heparan sulfate (glucosamine) 3-O-sulfotransferase 1-like 2. Lineage: Eukaryota; Metazoa; Chordata; Actinopteri; Labriformes; Labridae. Gene Ontology annotation, molecular function: [heparan sulfate]-glucosamine 3-sulfotransferase activity. The record is from RefSeq and is a predicted model, not a curated record.
CCCAGUCACUCAGUCAGUUGCAAUAACACGCUCACUGAGGUCGGCAGCACAAAGCAGAGUCGCCCUCAUACCAGCUUACACACACACACACUGCACUACACCACACACGCUCAGACAGCAGACACACACCUCCUCAGCGACGCCGGGGAGCUGAAGAAAAACUGACGAGAGAGGACGAAGGAGGACAGAGACCAGCAAGGAGGCGAUAACAGAAAAAGAAAAAGAAGAAGAAGAAGAAGAAAGGUGUCCAUUCUAAGAAACACUGGGGGAACACAUCUGUCAGGUUGUCUGAAGAGCUCCCUCCAGAGGCUGCCUGCUGACUGAAACAAGCACAACUCUGUAUACUACCAGGAGCUUCAUGAGUGUGUGCACAUAACCCCCACUCCACCUCGGUGUGUCUGUGUGUGUGUGUGUGUGUGUGUGUGUGUGUGUGUGUGUGUGUGUGUGUGUGUGUGUGUGUGGGUGUGUAUGUGUGUGUACCAUGCUGUGGACAGUGCUACUAGCGCUGCUGGUGCUUCUGUUGCUUCAGACUCAGUUGUCUGUGUGCUUGAGGGAAUUACGCAGCAGGGGUUCCAUCCUGCCUGCCCACUCCUCUUCAUCCUCCUCUUCACCCUCCUCUUCCUCCCCCUCUCACAAUGCCACCCAGCAGCGACUCCCCGGAGCCAUAAUCAUCGGCGUUAGGAAAGGAGGAACCAGGGCCUUGCUGGAGAUGCUCAACCUGCACCCAGAUGUGGAGGUGGCAAAAGCUGAGGUUCACUACUUCAACGUGGAGGAGCACUACAGCCGGGGUCUGACAUGGUACCGUGCACAGAUGCCCUUCACACUCCCUGGUCAGCUGACAGUGGAGAAGACCCCAGGCUAUUUUGCGACCCCUCAGGCUCCUGCGCGGGUCUGGAACAUGAACCCUGCUGUCCGCUUGUUGCUCAUCGUCCGUGACCCUGCAGAGAGGCUGGUGUCCGACUACACCCAAGUCCUCCAUAACCGCCUGACCCGCCACAAACCCUAUCAACCGCUAGAAGAGCUCCUGCUCCUCAAGGGCCACAUUGACCCCAGCUACAAGGCGCUGCAGAGGAGCCUGUACCACCAGCACCUGGCCCGCUGGCUUGAGGUCUUCCCCAGGGAGCAGAUACAUGUUGUAGACGGUGAUGCCCUCAUACGGGAUCCCUUUCCCGAGCUAAGGAAGGCCGAGAGGUUUUUGGACCUGCCGCCCAGGAUAAGUCCCGACAACUUCUACUAUAACACCACCAAGGGCUUCUACUGCCUCCUUUCAUCUGGACACGACAAGUGCCUGGAUGAGUCCAAAGGCAGGCCGCAUGCCCCGCUCAGCCUCCAGGCAUUUAAGAAACUCUGUCACUACUUCAGGAAGCCCAACCAGUUGUUCUUUGAUAUGGUGGGCAGGUCGUUUUCCUGGUGCUGAUAAAAUAGUGACACUGGAGUUAAAACACCUCCUGAAAAGUGCUGACACAUUCAGGAACAAAAAGAGAAAGACGAGCAGUUUUAAGUGUUUUUUGUAGAUAGAUGAGUGGAAAGAUCUCAGUUCAGUUAAAGUUAUAAACAUCUGUUGUUGUUGUUGUUGUUGUUGUUGAUACCUACUCAGGUUAAAUGUGGCCAAUGAAAGCAGCACAUGUGUUUGUGAAGAUGUGUGGAGAACUCAGACUGCUUGUGUUGAUCAUGUGGCUGACACAAACUUUUACCAUGAUGCCUCCUUGGAUAGACUCUCUUGACAAAGCUUUGACACCUGUGCCAUACACAACUUUUAAGAUGAAAACACAACUAACUGCCAUUUAAUGCUGAUUUUGGGUAGUUUCAAGAUGUGCCGACUUUGAGGUGGCGCAGACAUGAACGAAAUGGCGAAAAAAAUGGUUGAAUUCUUUCAUUGUUGCACUAUGAACUCUAACUACAAACAAAGUCAAUCAACAAUUUCAAACAGAAUCUGACUUCUUGGGAUGAUUACUCUCAACAGUUUUUGUGUUAGCAACAAAUACUUUAGUUUAGGCAUUUGUUCUUUGUUCAUUUUUUUGGCUGAUCUAGAAAACAUAAUUUUUAAGCUCUUUUAUAAGUAGACACACUGAAAACUUGCCUUUGUUUCUUUUAACUUCAAAGGACAAUGUAAUGCUAGUUGUAGUUUGUGUUUUAAUACAUUCUUCUAAUAAAUGUCUUCAGUCCUUA